AUGGAGGUUUUAGCAAGGCACGAAAGUAAAUCCCAUUCUGAAUCCUCAGUUUGGAAAUCUGUGUUUUCUUGCUUUCUUUGGUUUUGUCUGGGCAUUUUAGCCGCUUUCGGACUUAAAAUUCACGACAAAGCUGCGAAAGUUUUUAUGUUAAUUUUUAAGCUCAAUCCCGCUGACACCAUAUCUUUCGGCUUUAAUUUUGAGAUAAUAUCAGUUGCCUUGUACUUUUCGGGACUUUUAUUAGCAUAUAUCUUCUUUCCUGUGAGUUUAAUUUGGCUAGAAAUAUUACUAUACCUUACUCUUUUUAUGUUUUUGGGUAUGAUUAUACCCUCCCAUAUGCUGGUUAAGAAUUCAACUGCCCUUUCUCGUGACGGGAUAAAAUAUUUUUUUUACAUCACAAAUGCAGGUGCUAGUUUAGGUAUUGGAGCUAUUACGAUGAUCGGAAUGGCUUUAAUCACCGACCGUUUUGUUCCUGGGAAAACACCAAUGAAGUUGAUGUUCCACCUUUUAGGAUACCCAUUGGGUGAAAUUGCAGCCAUUUUUUCAGAAUUUUUGGGCAGAUUCACAGUUUAUGAUGAGCUUAUGGCCGGCCUUGGGGCUAAUUUGGCCAAGUUUCUGACUUACAAAAUGUCAAUUAUUCUCGUAUUAGUUUUGAUGACCAGUAUAAUGAUUAUAUUUUUCACCAAAUUCAAUGACAGUGAUCACAGGAUUUGGAUGAAGUUCAAUGCUAUUAAUAAAUCCAGGAUACUUUUCAGGGGUCUACGUCGACUCUCAGGACAAAUUAAAUGCAUCAUUGUGUUAUUAAUUUCUAGUUCUCUUUCUGGAAUUUUCUCAGUAGUUUCACUACUUUAUUUGAUGAGUAUAUAUACUGCUGGAGAUGAUGUUUUAUUGGGUCGUGCCAAGUUGUUGUUAUUUAAAUGUGCUUUCGACUUUCUUGGCAGGUUGGUUUCAGGUUUAGUUGGCCUUUGUGUGGAAAGAGCGAGGACUUCGACGCGUGAAAACCAAGAAAAUCAAUCAGUGGCUAAGAAAGUUAUUUGUUGUAUAUUUUCACCAAUGUUGUUAGUUUUUAUACUUGUCAUUGUUGAGGUUGUCAUAAUUAUGAUCACUGCUUCCAAGGCAUCUAACGAUAGUAAUGCCUUGAGUAGCCCUUGGUUAAGUCAUAAAACUGGGAUAUUUGUUUCUUCAUUUGUUGGUCUGGUAGCCGGUUUGACAGCCUCACUUGUAUUCUCUCGUGGUUCAAAUGUCAAUGUAAACAAGGGUUUAAUUGACGAUGACGUUUUAAUGGUUGAUGAUGUAAAUUUGGUUAGAAGUUUUGUCCUUGGGGUGUUUCUACUCUUUGACUGUAUUACAAUCAUCUUGAUCAAAAUUUUAAAAUUAUACAUUGAAGGUGUCGUUCAAAAUCAACAGGCUAGGGCAGGACAACCUCCUACAUUAGUUCCAUAA
This is a messenger RNA of Theileria parva strain Muguga, 1440 nucleotides long. RefSeq names its product putative integral membrane protein. NCBI's taxonomy places the organism in Eukaryota, Apicomplexa, Aconoidasida, Piroplasmida, Theileriidae. The record is from RefSeq and is a predicted model, not a curated record. The transcript has 2 exons. Bases 1 to 1440 code for a protein of 479 amino acids.